Molecule: messenger RNA, 1830 nt
Organism: Mya arenaria
Lineage: Eukaryota; Metazoa; Mollusca; Bivalvia; Myida; Myidae
Exons: 9
Coding region: 211-1557 (448 amino acids)
Source: RefSeq, a predicted model, not a curated record
UAGAGAUGAGAUAAUCAAUGAGCAUUAGUUUCGGUUUGAAAGAUAACAUAUACGAGUAUAGUUCACUUAUAUAAUGUUGAAAAGGAAAGUAGAAAGUCCAAUAUCAAAUCGUAGAUGCAUAUAUAAUACAUAAAACGGAAACUAUUAUUCAUACGCUUCCGUCUUAACAAGAGGUCAAGCAGUGUUAUUCAUUUUACAAAGUGAUACAAUAUGGCUUUAUCGAAGUCACAAGAUGAAAUGGCGUUAGAGAGCCAGAAAAUGUUUCAAACGAUUGCCGCCAUAGAGCUUUAUCACGCACAGAGGGAAGUGGCAAACUAUCUUGAACUCGCCUACCUUAAUCUUGCUGACCACACUGAUGUAGCGAGAGAGGUACGGAUGACGGCCCACAGUGCGCGCACGCAACAUUUGAUGACGUCGGGUUUGAUGAAGAAAUUCACGGCGACGUCGUUUCACAUUGUAAAGACAAUGAUACCCAUAAUUCUUGAUGCUGUCGAACUACAGGACAGAGAUAUGAUCAUAGAAGCGUUUGGUCAGAUUAUUGAAAAUGCGGAAACUAUGAAAAAGGAAUCUGAAGAUACAAGAACAAGCUAUCUAAAGAUUCAGACGGAAAUUCAGAAAAACCUAGCAUCAGUAAACGACCGCAAUAAGGAUAUUGUCGAUAAGAAGAAAAAGAUUGAAAUUGAAAAAGUGAGAGAGAAAGAAAUGGCGAAGGCGGCUCAACUCGCACAAAAAGAGUUAGAUCAAGAAAGGAAACGUAUUGAUGAUGAACUGAAAACAUUGAAAUUAUACAGAAAUAGAAUGUAUGAAUCGGCAGAUGCUGCUGGCAAGGCCAUGUCUCAGGACAAUGACACGACAUUUAUGAGCUCUGUCGGCCCCUCUGAAGCUAUGGUUGGUCCUUCUGGAAUCGCUUUGAAAGUCGUAGCCAGUGUUGGAAACUUUUUUACCAACAUGUUCAAAGGCGACAAGAAAAUGAAAAUGUACAAAGAACUUCACAAAAACUACCAAGCAAGUGAAGAAAAUGUUCAUCGUGCAUCUCAAGAGAGGCGACAAGUUAUCGAUCGAGUCAAUGAGCAGAGAAAGGAGGCGUUAAUACGGCUGGCAAAGCUGAAGGAACUGACUCUACAGGAAGCUUCUUUGGGAAAUGUGGAGAGUCUCCGUGAAGCCUCACUGCAUCUCGGAGACGUUGACAGACAAUUCACUCGGAUCAUCCUGUUCUGGGAGAACAUGGCUGCUACACUGAAGUUUCUAAAGGAGGAUGUGAAAUCUGGAGAAGUCUAUUUGAAGAAGAUUGAGGAUGAGAGAUACGCAGAACGAUUCAAGAAGUCGAUUGGAAAGGCGGAAAGGGACUGGAAGUUUUUCGGAAGAAUUUGCAGCGAUUAUGUACAAGAAAGCGAUACCCAAAUCAGCCAUCUCUACAAUUUCCUAUCCAGCCCAGUGGACCAUAUGUCCACAGAUGACAGGGACUCGCGUCAAAAAGCUCUCCUGGCCUCCAUUGAAAGUGACAUUGAAUCUGCGUUCGGUGAUAAUGAUGAUUUGGAUGGAGAAACUACAGAGUAGAUUCUGCAGCGAUAUAUUAAGUGAUAUAUUAAUUGACAACGUUUACAAGUGAAUGCUAAGUGGCCUAUCGAUAGACUGGUUGGUGAAUAAAAUAAUUAAUUUAUUGUUCGGCUUAUAUAUAAAUUAAUUGAUUAACGGAUACAAUUAAAGACUGAUUUGAACUUCAUUAGAUUAAUAGUGAACACUUUUAACACACUAAUAAUGGCUUGUUGAUUAAAAGGGUAAUGCAUGUGUAUGAUAUUUUUAUAUAUGAUAUUAAACAUAUGAUAACGA